UCCCGGUGAAAGAGAUACUGUGGAUCAGCAACAGGUCGUUGGCGCUCUUGCGGUGAAUAUACCUGGAAAAUAGUGUUAUUUUGUGGAGCUUUUUACUUUUUAGAUCUGUAGCUUAAAUAUAGUUUUCGAAACAGUUACAACGUUAUCCCCAUAUCUGUCGAAUUAACGCUGUUACUGUAGGCCUGGGUAGUGUAGACUAUAUCCCAGCUCUCGUACAGCGCAAGGUGGCUUAAUGUUACUCUACGCACGGAGACUGCCAGGAUGACCCGGCGUGUGUAGGCUACUAGUACAAUAUCUUGGCAGAAGUAGAGUCGAUCGGUGGGAUGAAGGACCGACUGGCUGAAUUAGCUGCUAGUAGGACACGAGCAGAGGAGGAUGUUGCAGUGGUGGUGGACAGAGAUGACUUCAUGGAGAACUUUUUCAGAAGGGUGGAAGAAGUUCGAGGACUCAUUGAUAAGAUCUCCUACCAAGUGGAAGAGGUGAGGAAGAUGCACAGCAUGAUCCUGUCUGCACCAAACCCAGAUGACAGAACAAAGGACCAACUGGUUUCACUGACCAAUGAUAUCAAAGGCAACGCAAAUGUGGUGCGGACUAAACUAAAAUCCAUGGAGCAAAGUAUGCCCAAAGAUGAUGCAGCUAACAGAUCCUCUGUGGACUUCAGGAUCCAGAAAACACAGUACACAGUGCUGUCCAGGAAGUUUGUGGAGGUCAUGACCCAGUACAACGAGACUCAAGUGUCCUUUCGGGAGAGAAGCAAAGGAAGGAUCCAGAGACAGCUGGAGAUCACUGGAAGAGUGACCACCAAUGAAGAACUGGAGGACAUGUUAGAAAGUGGAAACCCAUCAAUCUUCACUUCUGAUAUCAUUUCUGAUUCUCAGAUCACACGUCAGGCCCUGAAUGAGAUCGAGUCACGCCACCAGGACAUCAUGCGUCUGGAGUCCAGCAUCAGGGAGCUCCAUGCAAUGUUCAUGGACAUGGCUAUGCUUGUAGAAACUCAGGGGGAAAUGGUAAACAACAUAGAGAAGAACGUCUCUGAUGCGGCUGAAUAUAUUUGUAGUGCAAAGGAAGAAACCAAAAAGGCCUUGAGGUACCAGAAAAAGUCCCGGAGGAAAUACAUUAUCCUUGCCUUCGCUCUGUUGAUCCUGCUUGCUGUCAUUGCACUAAUUGUUGGCCUGUCUGUUGGACUAACCAAACCCCCUGUAUGAGAACUUCUGCGUGAGAAAUGUCUCCGCCUUGCCAUGUGUGGGGCUGCAGGUCUCCUCCUUUUACUCAUCAUAAUAGUUGGAACCUUUGAGUGACAGAGUUCAUGGUUCACAACCUCACAGCAGUCAGCUGUUAGUCAGUGAUGGAGCAUAACACGGCCUCGUAAUAGGUUGAAAAGUCAUUCACUAUUCCACAGCAUUACAGAGAGGAUCUCCUGAGCACAUGAAUAUAAGUAUGGUGAGUGUGAUGCACCACUUACCUCAUACCUCAUGAUACACUGUUUGGGAGUCUUUGCAGCUAGAGUAGAGGGUCUUAUUAGAAGACAUCCCCUUCCCUUUGUGGUGAUAUAAUGAACAGUGACAUCUAAUUUAAUUAAUACACUGGUGUACACACUGCAAUGCGCCAAGGAAUUUAAAGAAAUAGUUCUAACAUUUUGGAUAUGAGAUUAUUUAACUUCUUGCCAAACGUUAGAUAAGAAAAUUUACUCUCAUGUCUGAGCGGUAGAUGUAAAGCUGUCACCAGCAGCAGCAGCCAGGUAGCUUAGCUAAGCUUAGUAUGAAGACUGGAAUGAGAGAAAGCUCAUCGGCUCUUUCCAAAAGUAUCAAUAACACAACAGGUUAUUUCUCGGCAAAGCGGCAGCCUCAUGAGGGAAGGAUCAUCUUUGCAUCUUACUCUUGUUUGAAAGCUUUCCCAAAAUGCUGAAACGCAGCUUUAAUAUUGAAAAUAUAUCGUGCAAUUACUAAUGGAUUUAUUGAAUCAUUGUAAAAUGUGUGUUUACAUGUUUAAGUGUAUGCUCCUUAUGUCUUCUCCUCAUUUUGUAUAUUUACUGUAACUCAUGUGAAUUGAAUGUAAAACUGCUACAACUCAGGAGACAUUUUGAAAUAGAACAGAUAUUUAUUAAAAGUUCCACGUACUAGUGUUGGAAUACUCAAAAUCAGACCGGUCUCGAGACCACUAUUUAAAGGUCUUGUCUUGGAAUUGAAAGCAUUUUUACUUGAUCUCGACUCAGAUUCCAGAUUUUAAGACCAGUCAAGACCACCACUGAUAGGCUUCUUUCUCAUGUCAUUACUGUAAUUAGAAGAAAAACGCUCCUUUCUAAGGCAAAAAAUCAUUUAAAUUCAUUUCUAGUUAGUUAGUUAGUUAAUAGUGACACGCCCCCUAAACACAAGAUGAUUUUCUGUGAUAUUUAUGGUCUUGGUCUUGUCUCGGUCUGGCCCUGUCUUGAUCUUGGUGUUGACCAAGUCUCGUUCCCUUAAUGUCUUGGUCUUGUCUCGGAGCACUCUGGUCUCGGGUAUGUCUUGGUCUCGGUUAGUGUGGUCUUGACUACAACACUACCACGUCCUCGUUCUCUAUUUGUUUUCGAUCUGAAGAAACAUUUUCUGAUAUAUUGAAUGAAAUUCAUCACUUCACGUAACAACUGUCCACCAGUAACCUUAGUGAAGUGCCUUCUUGAAAUAGAAACGUAAACCUUAACUUAUUAAACUGUAUUUAUCACAACCCCAGUGUGUGAUGACUGAAACGUUUGUUUUCAUUAUGAUUUCAAGAACACACUUUUUUCCCCCCAACACAAUUUAACCUUUUUUAUUUGUUUUUAAAUUAUAUCUUGUAUUUUGUAUUGAACAGAAUUAUUCAGCAAUGUAAUUAAAAAAAUAAACAAAUUGAAGUCUAUAAAUAUUGCAUUGUUUCUUUACUGCCAUGUUUAAGGAAAUACAGUUCUUUUGGUUGGCCUUCAAGAAUGAAUCCCUCCAUGUACUUUCUACGGUCCUGAACUUACCAGGCAGAAUAAAUAUUGUCCUUUAACACUCUAAACAUGUGCAGUUUCAGUUUGUUUACAGGAAAACAGAAAAGAGAAAGAGGCUGCUGUUAACUCCAGGACUAAUGAGCAGUUUGCACAAAGCGCUUGACUUCCGUGUAAUCAACCA
Messenger RNA from Labrus mixtus (cuckoo wrasse), 3125 nucleotides. RefSeq names its product syntaxin 2b (gene stx2b). Bases 324 to 1205 code for a protein of 293 amino acids. The transcript has 11 exons. Gene Ontology annotation, biological process: exocytosis; synaptic vesicle fusion to presynaptic active zone membrane; intracellular protein transport. The record is from RefSeq and is a predicted model, not a curated record. Gene Ontology annotation, cellular component: plasma membrane; synaptic vesicle; endomembrane system. NCBI's taxonomy places the organism in Eukaryota, Metazoa, Chordata, Actinopteri, Labriformes, Labridae. Gene Ontology annotation, molecular function: SNARE binding; SNAP receptor activity.